Messenger RNA from Pelodiscus sinensis (Chinese soft-shelled turtle), 1081 nucleotides. NCBI's taxonomy places the organism in Eukaryota, Metazoa, Chordata, Testudines, Trionychidae. The record is from RefSeq and is a predicted model, not a curated record.
CAACAGCCACUACGAGCUGUGCACCAGGUCCUGUGAUUUCACCUGCGCUAGCUUGUCCGCCCCUGCCCAGUGCACCGGGAAGUGCUUUGAGGGCUGCCAGUGUGACGCCGGCUCCAUGUUCGAUGGGGAGGAGUGCGUGUCCAUGGACAGGUGUGGCUGCAUGCACAGUGGACGUUACAUCAAGUCCCGGGAGAGUGUCAUUUCCAGUGACUGCUCAGAGAAAUGCACUUGCCACCCAUCAGGGGGGCUUAUCUGUGAGAAAACCAGCUGCCUCGCGGAUGAGAUCUGUGUCCUCAGGGAUGGGAUGCAUGGCUGCGUGAAGCAGGAAGGCCGGUGCAUAAUCUCUCCAGAGUCCCUGCUGUAUCCCUACGGCCCAGCCCAGAGUGACCGGCAGAAUCCCAAAGAUGACGACGGGGCGUCACCGGAGAUCCCCAUCUCCAUGAGCUUCACCUUUUAUGGCAAGGACCAUCACUUCCUCUAUGUGAACAAUAAUGGCGUGGUGUCCUUCGGCGUGACCGUUUCCCAGUACACCCCCGACCCCUUCCCCUUGGCUGAUGGCCGCCCCUUUGUGGCCCCCUACUGGGGUGAUGUGAGCAAUAUACUGGGUGGGGACGUCUACUACCGGGAGAGCCAGGACCCUGGGCUGCUGCGUCGCCUCACCAGAGACAUGAACCAGUACUUCCCAGCAAUCCCUUUCACAGCCACGUGGGCCUUUGUGGCCACCUGGGACCGCGUGGCCUACUACGGCUCCACCUCCCAGAAGGUGAACACGUUCCAGGCCGUGCUGGCAAACGACGGCCAAGUCACCUUCAUCAUGCUGAACUAUGGAAUGAUCCAGUGGACCACAGGCACGGCGAGUGGCGGAAACGCCACCACCGGCCUAGGGGGUAAACCCGCCCAGGCCGGGUUCAACAGCGGUGACAACAAAAACUUCUACAACAUCCCGGGUUCCCGCACGGAGGCUGUCCUCCGCAUCGGGCAGACGAGCAACGUCGGGGUUCCAGGGCGCUGGGUCUUCCAAGUGAAUGAUUUCAAGGUGACGGGGGUCCCCACCGAGAGCAGCAGCGACUGCUGGCUGUAG